Messenger RNA from Nelumbo nucifera (sacred lotus), 1997 nucleotides. The record is from RefSeq and is a predicted model, not a curated record. NCBI's taxonomy places the organism in Eukaryota, Viridiplantae, Streptophyta, Magnoliopsida, Proteales, Nelumbonaceae.
CAAAAUAACAAAACCCACCUUCCCCUCUCUUUCACAUAUCACUUCUCAACCUCUUUUCCACAUUCUCCACCUCUCCUCCGCCCUCUGCCCUCCGCCUCAGUGUCUCUCUAUCUAUUGCCUGCUAGUCCCCUUGUCGGAGUCCGGAUGGUUCAGGCGAAACGCCAAAGCAUUUUUUUCAUCUAAGCGGGAAAACACAAGUGAGUGGGGGAUGGGGCCGUAUGACUACGGUAUCUCCGCCGGAAGCAGCAGCAGCAGCUCGUCUUCAUGCGCGGGGGGAAAACCGACGGAACUAGACGGGCUACUAGCUGGUGCCGGGUACAAGGUGAGGUCCUCAGAUCUCCACCAGGUGGCACAGCGUCUCGAGAAACUGGAGACGUUCAUGGUCAAUGCUCCAACAGAGAUCUCCCAACUCGCCUCCGAGGCUGUACACUACAACCCCUCCGACCUUGCAUCCUGGGUGGACUCCAUGCUCUCAGAAAUCAAUCAGCCCUUCCCUGUAUCAUCUUCUGAUCUAUCAGACUUUUCCGAUUUCCAUUACAUGGAUGAUUUAGUAACUCCACCCCUCCAACACGAGGUGCUUACCGACGCCUGGGCUGAUCAGAGUGCGCAACAGCAACAACCACAACCUCCUCUUCAGCAGCAGCAGCUGACUGUGGUGGCUGCAAUUGAAGAAGAUUCCGGCAUCAAGUUAGUGCAUUUGCUGCUCACGUGCGCCGAGUCAAUACAACGUGGCGACCUCGCAUUGGCUGGAACCUUGCUAGAAAAGAUGCGGGCGUUAUUGUCGCGUGUCAACACUGGAUGCGGCAUCGGAAAAGUCGCCGGAUACUUCAUCGACGCCCUGAGCCGCCGGCUUUUCUCACCCCAAGCCGUAUGCGCCGGCUCCGUGCUUGAGAACGAGAUCUUGUACCAUCACUUCUACGAGGCCUGCCCGUACCUCAAGUUCGCCCACUUCACGGCAAACCAGGCCAUCCUCGAAGCAUUCGAUGGCCACGAUUGUGUCCACGUCGUCGAUUUCAACCUGAUGCAUGGACUACAAUGGCCGGCCCUGAUUCAAGCCCUUGCACUCCGUCCGGGUGGUCCACCCUUACUCCGUCUCACCGGGAUUGGACCCCCAUCUCCCGACGGGCGCGAUUCGCUUCGUGAAAUUGGGUUGAAGCUCGCCGAGCUGGCCCGGUCCGUAAACGUCCGGUUUGCCUUCCGAGGAGUGGCAGCUUCACGGCUCGAUGAUGUGAAGCCGUGGAUGCUCCAAGUCGGUCCCAGAGAGGCGGUUGCCAUAAAUUCAAUAAUGCAGCUCCACAAGCUACUUGGUCCAGACCCUAAUCGCGGCUCACCCAUCGACUCGGUACUCGGAUGGGUUCGUAGUCUAAACCCGAAGAUCAUAACGGUGGUGGAACAAGAGGCGAAUCACAACCAACCGGAAUUCCUGGAUCGUUUCACAGAGGCAUUAUAUUACUAUUCCACAAUGUUUGAUUCACUAGAGUCUUGCACGCUCCAACCGGAAAAGGCCGUGGCCGAGAUGUACAUACAGAGGGAGAUUUGUAACGUGGUAAGCUGUGAAGGUUCGGCUCGGGUGGAGCGCCACGAACCGCUGGCAAAGUGGAGAGCCCGGUUGGGUGGAGCCGGUUUCCGGCCGUUGCAUCUAGGAUCAAAUGCAUUCAAGCAAGCCAGUAUGCUAUUGACGUUGUUCUCGGCGGAGGGAUAUUGCGUGGAGGAGAACCAGGGUUGCUUGACACUGGGCUGGCAUAGCCGGCCUCUCAUCGCAGCCUCGGCCUGGCAAGCCGUCCCACUGCCCGACACCAACUCUCUUCCAACAAUAAACGACUGUGUUUUGUAAUUAUUCUUUUCAAUAAUUUUCUUCUAUAUUUUUAUUUUUAUGUUUUAAAUAUAAAUUAGGGUAAUUUCUAAUUUGACUAUUUGAGACUUGAGAGGGAAGCUUUAUUUUCUCAAGAAGGUUCUUCUUCUCAACCAAUAAAAACUUUUUAGACAAACAUAUUCAA